Scleropages formosus (Asian bonytongue) is the source of this 1191-nucleotide messenger RNA. Its product is annotated as terminal nucleotidyltransferase 5C-like. The transcript is spliced from 2 exons. Gene Ontology annotation, molecular function: poly(A) RNA polymerase activity; RNA binding. The coding region runs from base 1 to 1191 and encodes 396 amino acids. Lineage: Eukaryota; Metazoa; Chordata; Actinopteri; Osteoglossiformes; Osteoglossidae. Gene Ontology annotation, biological process: mRNA stabilization. The record is from RefSeq and is a predicted model, not a curated record.
AUGACUGAGCUCAGCACUGAUCGCAGGUUCCACAACCUGACCAGGGAGCAGAUCUACACCUUAGACCAGGUCCUGACAGAGGUCAUUCCCAUCCACGGAAGGGGCAACUUUCCAACGCUCGAAGUAAAGCCAAAAGACAUCAUUCAUGCAGUGAGGAACAUGCUGACAGAGAAGCAGAUUAAAGUGAGGGAUGUCCGCCUCAAUGGCUCCACUGCCAGCCACGUGCUGGUUAAAGAGAAUGGCACUAGCUACAAGGACUUGGACAUCAUCUUUGGGGUUGAAAUAUCAAAGCAAGAGGACUUCCAGAUAAUCAAGGAAGUUGUACUUGGGUGUCUGAUGGAUUUUUUACCACAAAGAGUCAACAAAGACAAGAUCACCCCUCUGACCAUGAAAGAAGCCUAUGUACAGAAAAUGGUCAAAGUGUUCACUGAGCAUGACCGCUGGAGCCUCAUCUCUUUAUCUAACAACAGUGGCAAGAAUGUGGAGCUGAAGUUUGUCAACUCUUUGCGUAGGCAGUUUGAGUUCAGUGUGGAUUCCUUCCAGAUCAUUCUGGAUAGCAUAUUGGAGUCAUAUCUUGAGGCUGAGAGGAGGCAAGUGGCCAAGGGAGGAAGUCUAGAGAAUUACACUUUAGUGGCGGAGAGCAUGUAUGGGGACUUUGAACAAGCAAUGGACCAUCUCCGCUACAGGCUCAUUGCCACACGCAACCCCGAGGAGAUUCGGGGUGGCGGCUUGCUCAAAUACAGCAACUUGCUGGUGCGUGACUUCAAACCAGCCAGCGAGACUGAGAUCAAGACCCUUGAGCGUUAUAUGUGCUCACGCUUUUUCAUUGACUUCCCUGAUGUAAAUGAGCAGCAGCGUAAGAUUGAGUCCUACCUUCGCAACCACUUCAUCGGUGAGGAGAAGAGCAAGUAUGACUACCUGAUGACCCUGCGGCGUGUGGUUAAUGAGAGCACUGUGUGCCUAAUGGGUCAUGAGCGCCGGCAGACCCUCAACAUGAUCACCAUCCUGGCCCUCAAGGUCCUAGGAGAACAGAACAUUAUUCCCAACACUACUAAUGUCACCUGCUAUUAUCAGCCUGCACCAUACAUGACUGACCACAACUUUAGCAACUAUUACAUUUCCCACAGUCAGCCACCUCUCAUAUAUCACCCCUAUCCCUUACAUCUCCACAUAGAGACUGGCUUGGUUUAG